AUGCCGUCUCCCACAACGAUCAGCUUGGCUCGCAAGCAAGUUCUGCCUCUGAAGCCCAAGUCGUCCAACUACGUGCAGCGCCUCGAGAACAAGCCCAAGGUUAGAUUUUUUGCACCUUUUUGACAUGAAAAUCGUGAAAGUUUGGAUUCGAGCUAUUCUAUAAGUUUUCUAAUGGCGUGUUUAUUGGAGAAACGGAACAUGCUUCAAAACGAAAAAUCAUGUUCAUCGGCGCGCCAAAGUUGCUCCAAAACAGUAUUUUUAUUUUGGAGCAAUUUUUUUUGCGUUUCGCAGCAAUUUUCGUUUUGUCCGAUGAACACGCCAUAAAUUUUUUUUCAUACUUCUAUUGCUUUAUCAAGUUUCAGCUCUUUAAAAUCUAUUACAGUCUUCUCGAAUUUCAAGUGAUGACGUGCCUGUGACAACACUCGAAUUGAAGAAAAAGAAGAAAGUAGAGAAAAAUACGAUCGUCAAUUUGCUCUACCGUAAGCCAGAUCACAACUCCAACAAUGGUGAAAUGGACUGUCAUUCACCCAGGUAAAUCGACUUUUUCAAGCGUAACACCUUUCUAAUUGAACUGAUCCACGAUAAUUGCAUCCCACGAUAAAAAACAAAGUUCGAAAAUCCCUAAAUAUUUUAUUUGUGAGCUAAUGUAUUACCAUAAUCUGUGAACAUUUCGCAUCGCACAGUACACAUUUUAACUGACGCGCGAAUUUUUAAAGAUUUUUUGAUUUUUUUUUUCCUAACUUUUAGUUGUUUCAGAGACAAGCGUGCGUCGUCUCCAACGUCGUCGGGAUAUGCCACCGAUACCUUGAUUGACUUCGAAAACCACGAGAAUGACGAUCACGUCUUCCACAACGUAUAUUUUCAUUUGUUUACCACAUUAUUAAAAUUUUAUAUUCAGAGCCUCUACGCGCCUCUGAGGGUGUGUGAAAUGUGCUUUGGCGCCGCCGUCGCCGACGCACAAAUUAACGGCAUGCCAAUUCCAUCAUUGGUCAACGGCCCCUGGACCAACCACGAAUCUGCCGACCACUUUGCCAGUGGGGACCGUUUCGCGUCAGUUUUUUUGCUUUGUGCCGUGUUCAAAGUAAUUUCCGCGAAAUGCAAAAUACCCGUUAGAGAAAGGAAAAUAUCACUAAAUUUUGGAGAGUCAGAGAUCAUUUUGCAUUUCGCGGAAAUUACUUUGAUCACGGCAUUGAAUUAAUUUUCGAUAGAUCAGACUUCAGUUUUUUUAAAAAGAUAAUAUUUUUUUAUUUAGGUUUCUAACAAACAUCAUGCAAACGGAGAAUUUGUUCUAUUAA
Molecule: messenger RNA, 1295 nt
Organism: Caenorhabditis auriculariae
Lineage: Eukaryota; Metazoa; Nematoda; Chromadorea; Rhabditida; Rhabditidae
Source: the annotation of a GenBank genome assembly